GGACAAUUAUUUUGUAAGUGGUAGUGCUUAACUGCUGAAUUCUGGCUUUGCUUCAUUGGGCCUGUGGAUUUUUUUUCCUCCCUGUUUCUGCAAAAUAAGCUGAACAGGCAAAAUGGAUUUCUCCAAGCUACCCAAAAUUCGUGAUGAAGACAGAGAGGCUUUUGUUGGCUAUGUCCAUGGAGUCUCGGGACCUGUGGUCACGGCAUGCAACAUGGCAGGUGCUGCUAUGUAUGAGCUGGUACGAGUAGGCCACAGUGAACUGGUGGGGGAGAUUAUCCGACUGGAAGGUGAUUUGGCAACUGUGCAGGUGUACGAAGAAACCUCUGGUGUCUCUGUAGGAGAUCCUGUACUCCGUACUGGCAAACCCCUGUCAGUAGAACUAGGGCCUGGCAUUAUGGGAGCUAUUUUUGAUGGUAUCCAGAGGCCUCUCUCGGACAUCAGCACCCUGACCAAAAGUAUCUAUAUUCCUAGAGGUGUCAAUGUGUCAGCUUUGAGCCGAGAUGUCAAAUGGGACUUCACACCUUCCAAAAACCUGCGGGUUGGGAGCCACAUCACUGGUGGAGAUAUUUAUGGUGUAGUGAAUGAAAACUCUCUUAUCAAACACAAAAUCAUGCUGCCCCCACGGAACAGGGGUACAGUUACAUACAUCGCUUCACCAGGAAAUUAUGACACUUCAGAUGUUGUCUUGGAGCUGGAGUUUGAAGGUGUGAAAGAGAAGUUCACGAUGGUUCAGGUCUGGCCUGUACGUCAAGUCCGUCCUGUUACUGAGAAGUUACCGGCCAAUCAUCCUUUAUUAACUGGCCAACGUGUCCUGGAUGCCCUCUUCCCGUGUGUACAAGGGGGUACAACAGCGAUUCCCGGGGCAUUUGGUUGUGGGAAGACUGUGAUCUCGCAGUCUCUCUCAAAAUACUCCAACAGUGAUGUCAUCAUUUAUGUAGGCUGUGGAGAACGAGGAAAUGAAAUGUCUGAAGUACUGAGAGAUUUUCCUGAGUUAACAAUGGAAAUUGAUGGCAAGGUAGAAAGCAUCAUGAAGAGAACAGCUCUGGUAGCAAAUACCUCCAACAUGCCUGUGGCUGCCAGAGAAGCCUCUAUCUAUACUGGAAUCACCCUGUCUGAGUAUUUCCGGGACAUGGGCUACCAUGUCAGUAUGAUGGCAGACUCUACUUCCCGAUGGGCUGAGGCCCUCAGAGAAAUUUCAGGGCGACUGGCUGAAAUGCCAGCUGACAGUGGUUAUCCAGCCUACCUUGGUGCCCGUCUAGCUUCUUUCUAUGAGCGAGCUGGCAGAGUGAAGUGUCUGGGAAAUCCUGAAAGGGAAGGCAGCGUCAGCAUUGUUGGAGCCGUUUCUCCCCCAGGUGGUGACUUCUCUGAUCCUGUCACAUCUGCUACUCUGGGCAUUGUUCAG
This is a messenger RNA of Balearica regulorum gibbericeps (East African grey crowned-crane), 1402 nucleotides long. NCBI's taxonomy places the organism in Eukaryota, Metazoa, Chordata, Aves, Gruiformes, Gruidae. The record is from RefSeq and is a predicted model, not a curated record.